This is a messenger RNA of Toxoplasma gondii ME49, 420 nucleotides long. RefSeq lists its product as hypothetical. The record is from RefSeq and is a predicted model, not a curated record. The coding region runs from base 1 to 420 and encodes 139 amino acids. NCBI's taxonomy places the organism in Eukaryota, Apicomplexa, Conoidasida, Eucoccidiorida, Sarcocystidae. The transcript has a single exon.
AUGUCCAAGCCACUAAGCCAGAGCUGCGCCGAGACGGAAAAGGAAAUGGUUUCGGACGAGGGUGUGGCAACGAUGGAAAACGAGUUACCCGAGGGUCACGAAGAGAUAGAAGAGAUUUCUGCUGCAAAUGACGCACACACUCUGGCUUCUAGAGGCAAUCCGGAGGGGACCACGACUGGGGAACAACAGCGGCAGAAAAAAACGCGGGAAGCGGAGACAGAGAAAGCGUCUGACGCAAGAAAAGACGACGAUGGUCCGUUUUGCACGUCCAGCGCGAGUGGCACAUCUCUCUAUGCGCUCGCCUACUACUGUAUGAGCAAAGUAAUAUCGAUGCCUUUGACAAGACAAACAGACAACAUCAUUCUGAGUCUCCUUCAGAUCAGCGGGGAGAAGAAACCGGAGACACCGAAACAAAUGUGA